CGCCGACCUUAUGGUUCAUUUCAGCUAACAUGGCGAGCGGAGGAGCCUCCGUGGCUUCGCUGUGGACUGAAGUGAACCGCUGCGGACAGAAUGGAGACUACACACGGGCUCUGAAAGCUCUCGGUAAAAUUCUGCAAGAUAACAGGGACGAUGUGACGGCCCUUCACUGUAAAAUAGUUUGCCUUAUUCAGAAUGGGAGCUUCAAAGAGGCGUUGAAUGUCAUGAACACCUACUCUAAAUUGCUUGGCAGCGAGGUUGUGUUUGAGAAGGCGUACUGCGAGUACCGGCUGAACAGAGUGGAAAGUUCCCUGAAGACCAUUGAAAGUGCUCCUGAGCAGACGGACAAGCUGAAGGAACUUUACGGCCAAGUGCUCUACAGACUGGAGCGCUACGAGGACUGCAGGUCCGUCUACACAGACCUGAUCAGGAACUCUCAGGAUGAGUAUGAGGAAGAGAGGAAGACCAACCUGUCUGCUGCCGUGGCCGCCAUGAGUCAGUGGGAGAAGCAGACGGAGGAUCUCAGUCUUCCAGAGUCGACGUACGAGCUGUGCUACAACACCGCCUGCGCUCUGAUCGGUCAGGGACAGCUGACAGAAGCUUUCAAUAAACUACGGCAAGCAGAAGAGCUUUGCAGAGUCUCAAUGGCAGAGGAUUCUGACGUGACGGAGGAGGACGUCGCGUCGGAGCUGGCCGUCAUUCACUCUCAGAUGGCGUACGUCCUGCAGCUUCAGGGCCGAACGGACGAAGCUCUGCAGCUCUACAACCAGGUCAUCAAGCUGAAGCCGUCCGACGUGGGGCUGCUCGCCGUCACGGCCAACAACAUCAUCACCAUCAACAAGGACCAAAACGUGUUCGACUCGAAGAAAAAGGUGAAGCUGACGAACGCGGAGGGCGUGGAGCACAAGCUGGCGAAGAAGCAGCUGCAGGCCAUCGAGUUCAACAAAGCUCUGCUGGCCAUGUACACCAACCAGGCCGAGCAGUGCAGGAAGCUGUCCUCUGGACUUCAGGCUCAGAACCCGGGUCACCCGCGGCCGGUCCUCAUCCAGGCGGCUCAGCUGUGCCGAGAGAAGCAGCACGGCCGGGCCGUCGAGCUCCUCCAGCAAUUCUCGGACCGGAACCCGGAGAGCGCGUCUGGCAUCAAACUAACGAUGGCACAGCUGUAUUUAAUCCAAGGUCACGUUACCAAAGCCUGCGACGUCCUGAGGUCGAUCGAAGAGUUCAAGCACAAAGCAGGAAUGAUCUCAGCUCUGGUGACGAUGUACUCUCACGAGGAAGAUAUCGACGGAGCCAUCGACGUUUUCAAACAAGCUAUUGAGCAUUAUCAGACCGAGCAGCCCGGCUCCGCCGCGCACCUGGCUCUGGUUCGAGAAGCGGCGAACUUCAAACUGAAGCACGGCCGCAAAAAAGAAGCCAUCAGCGACCUGGAGCAGCUGUGGAAACAAAACACAAAAGACGUCCACACGCUGGCACAGCUCAUCUCAGCGUAUUCUCUGGUGGACACGGAUAAAGCCAAAUCCCUCAGUAAGCACCUCCCGUCUGCCGACACCAUGUCCUUCAAGGUGGACGUGGACGAGUUGGAGAACUCCCACGGAGCCACGUACGUCCGCAAAAAAGCCGGAAAGGUCGUCGGAGAAAGUCUUCCCAAGGAGCCGGGCCAAGCAGAACUCAAGAAGAAGAAGAAGAAGAAGAAAGGAAAACUGCCGAAGAACUACGACCCCAAAGUGACCCCUGACCCCGAGCGGUGGCUCCCCAUGAGGGAGCGCUCGUACUACCGAGGCAAGAAGAAGGGCAAGAAGAAGGAUCAGAUCGGGAAGGGAACGCAGGGAGCGACAGCAGGAGCUUCGGCUGAGCUGGACGCCAGUAAGACGGCCAGCAGCCCCCCCACGUCCCCGAGGCCAGGGUCUGCGUCCGGCUCGUCUGCGGCGCCCGGCGGCAGCGGUGUAGUCCCUCCACGACAACAGAAACCCUCGGCGUCAGGAGCCGGCCGCAAGAAAGCACCACAGAAGAAGAAAAAGGGAGGAAAAGGAGGCUGGUAGCAGCAAGGAGGAGUCUGAGGGCGGAGCUUUUUUCUGUUCAGACUUUUAAUUUAGACACGAAACCAAACUUUUCGUUUUCUUCGACUAUAAAUCCUUUUUGUAAAAGUUACAAAAUAAAAUUGCAGGUAAAAUCUUUAAAGGACGGUUCCAGUGCUUUUAUUUUGUUAAAUAUUUGUGUCCUCAAACAGAAAUGAUCUAAACAGUUUCUCUCCUGUUCCGAGUAUUUUUCUUCCUCCGAACGUUUUCCAGCUUCAGUAAACGACAGAAACGUGUCAGAAUGAACUUUAAAUGUAUGAAAUUAAAAGUUUAAUCUUUAGAAUCACAUCGGAUAAAUCUGUGGUCCUUUUGUUUUAAACUUUUUCAUAAAUAAUGCUCGAUAUAUUUUAAAUAUCUCAAUUUUAGAAGACUGCUCUUUAGGAUUU
Nematolebias whitei (Rio pearlfish) is the source of this 2458-nucleotide messenger RNA. It is a transcript of the gene srp72, whose product is annotated as signal recognition particle 72. Gene Ontology annotation, molecular function: 7S RNA binding; ribosome binding; protein binding. Bases 30 to 2036 code for a protein of 668 amino acids. NCBI's taxonomy places the organism in Eukaryota, Metazoa, Chordata, Actinopteri, Cyprinodontiformes, Rivulidae. The record is from RefSeq and is a predicted model, not a curated record. Gene Ontology annotation, biological process: SRP-dependent cotranslational protein targeting to membrane. Gene Ontology annotation, cellular component: signal recognition particle, endoplasmic reticulum targeting. The transcript is spliced from 19 exons.